AUGUCUGAAACAUUCUUAUUUACUUCCGAAUCCGUCGGUGAAGGUCAUCCAGAUAAAAUCUGUGAUCAAGUUUCCGAUGCCAUCUUAGAUGCUGCUUUAGCUAUUGAUCCAUUAUCAAAAGUUGCAUGUGAAACUGCUGCUAAAACUGGGUUAAUCUUAGUCUUUGGUGAAAUCACCACUAAAGCUCAAUUAGAUUACCAAAAAAUCAUUAGAGAUACCAUUAAACAUAUUGGUUAUGAUUCAAGUGAUAAAGGUUUUGAUUAUAAAACUUGUAACGUUUUAGUUGCCAUUGAACAACAAUCUCCAGAUAUUGCUCAAGGUUUACAUUAUGAAAAAGCUUUAGAAGAAUUAGGUGCUGGUGAUCAAGGUAUUAUGUUUGGUUAUGCUACUGAUGAAACCGAUGAAAAAUUACCAUUGACCAUUUUAUUAUCACAUAAAUUAAACAAAGCUUUAGCUGAUGCUAGAAGAUCUGGUGCUUUACCAUGGUUAAGACCAGAUACUAAAACUCAAGUUACCAUUGAAUAUAAAAAAGAUAAUGGUGCUGUUAUCCCACAAAGAGUUGACACUGUUGUUAUUUCUACUCAACAUGCUGAAGAAAUUUCAACUGAAGAUUUAAGAGCUCAAAUUAAAGAACAUAUCAUUAAACAAGUUAUUCCAGAACAUUUAUUAGAUGAUAAAACCGUUUACCAUAUUCAACCAUCUGGUAGAUUCGUUAUUGGUGGUCCACAAGGUGAUGCUGGUUUAACCGGUCGUAAAAUCAUUGUUGAUACUUAUGGUGGUUGGGGUGCUCACGGUGGUGGUGCUUUCUCUGGUAAAGAUUUCUCUAAAGUUGAUAGAUCUGCCGCUUAUGCUGCCAGAUGGGUUGCUAAAUCAUUAGUCCAUGCUAAAUUAGCUAGAAGAGCUUUAGUUCAAUUAUCAUAUGCCAUUGGUGUUGCUGAACCAUUAUCCAUUUACGUUGAUACUUAUGGUACUUCUAAAUAUUCAAGUGAUGAAUUAGUUGCCAUCAUCGGUAAGAACUUUGAUUUAAGACCAGGUGUUGUUGUCAAAGAAUUAGAUUUGGCUAGACCAAUCUAUGCAAAGACUGCUUCUUAUGGUCAUUUCACUGAUCAAUCAAACACUUGGGAACAACCAAAACCAUUGAAAUUUUAG
Messenger RNA from Hansenula anomala, 1149 nucleotides. Its product is annotated as methionine adenosyltransferase. Gene Ontology annotation, cellular component: cytosol. Lineage: Eukaryota; Fungi; Ascomycota; Saccharomycetes; Phaffomycetales; Wickerhamomycetaceae. The transcript has a single exon. Gene Ontology annotation, biological process: S-adenosylmethionine biosynthetic process. Gene Ontology annotation, molecular function: ATP binding; methionine adenosyltransferase activity. The coding region runs from base 1 to 1149 and encodes 382 amino acids. The record is from RefSeq and is a predicted model, not a curated record.